Molecule: messenger RNA, 6269 nt
Organism: Maylandia zebra (zebra mbuna)
Lineage: Eukaryota; Metazoa; Chordata; Actinopteri; Cichliformes; Cichlidae
Product: fibroblast growth factor 14
Molecular function (GO): growth factor activity
Source: RefSeq, a predicted model, not a curated record
CGCUGGUUGCCUCGAGCGCAGAAAGACUUUGAAGCGCCGAAAGAAGCGCGUGAGGACCAGGAGCCAGACUCGGGUCUUCUUCUUCGUUUACUUUCAGUAGUCACAGACACGGCAAGCAGACCCACAGUCCAGCAGCUCCUGUUUAUCAGGAAGGUGAAGAGUAGGAGGUGGAGGAGAGGAUAGGAAGGGGAGACAGACAGCACCAGUGUCUUGGCGCAUUGGAGCUUAUGGAUUAUUGAGAAGUGAAGGCCAAAACGUGGAUCAAAUAUUUAUGAGGACUUUUUAAAAAGAAGCAAAAAGACUUGCGGGGUAGCGCAGAGAUUCCCCGCAGUGGUUCACCUGCCCGUUCCAGUGCCGUGUGUGCGCUCUCACUUGACCAGAGACCAGAGAAGCUGCUGGGUGAAAAAAAAGGACUGUGCAUCUAGCGCGUGCGUGCGUGUUUGCGAGUGUGCAGCGUGCUGGUGUGCGCGUUUGGAAAGGAGCCCCCCUGCUGCAGUAGCCUACUCGCUCGCCGCGCGGGUACAGGGAUGCCACCGACUUGCUGACGGACCUCCGGUAUCCGCACCCCUCCCCUCCUCCCGGACGGACGGACACACCGACCCCUGCCAUCCCCACUAAUAUGCAAUGGUUUUUUGUGCAGAAGCCGACAGCUGCCGCGUACCGCCGACUUCACGCUAGCGCCGCCGCAUGCCUGUCCGUCGCUGCCGCUCCUCUCCCCGCGCCGCGCGGCAGACGACGCCAUUUGAAGAGGAGCGCUCGGGGGCUUUCCACGCCGCGGCGGCCGGGCAGCAGCAGCGACCGCUCCUUGGCUGAGGACCGCCGGCAGCUAGGGCAGCCGGAGGCGGGGACCGAGGAGACAAGCGCCGCGGCGGUUGCUCUCUUCCUGCCGCACGGGGACGACGUCGACGCGGAAUACGUGCGGUUGGUGGUCUCCGAGCUCGUGGGGGAACCGGGCGAGAAAGCGGGCGAGGAGCCGGGCUUCCUGCUCUUAUUCUUGUCUAUGGUGCAGGUCAGGGCGGCCAAGCACCGCCGAACUGAGCCCAACAGCUGGCCGGCUCUGCUGGCAUGCAAACAGGGGGGCGUAUCAGCCCCCAUGCGGUGGGUGAAUUUUAGGCUGCCGCAUCCGGAGCGCCUCUCGUCCCCCACCUCCUCUUCCUCCACUCCUUCCUCCUCCUCCUCCUCUCCCCCCGUCUCAGCCAAAUCCAUGCGGUUUAUUUGGAACAACAUUUUCAGCAAAGGAUCGCAUAUGCUGCAGUGUCUUUGUGGCAGGAGCCUCAAGAAAAACAAGAACCCAACUGAACCACAGCUGAAGGGCAUAGUGACCAGGUUGUUCUGCAGGCAGGGCUUCUAUCUCCAGAUGGGCCAGGAUGGAAGUCUGGACGGGACCAAAGACGACAGCACCAACUCCUCUCUGUUUAACUUAAUUCCUGUGGGUCUGAGAGUCGUGGCCAUCCAAUCAGUUAAGACCGGUCUCUACAUCGCAAUGAACGGAGAGGGUCACCUUUACUCCUCGGAACUGUUCACGGCGGAGUGCAAGUUUAAGGAGUCGGUGUUCGAGAACUACUAUGUUAUCUACAGCUCGAUGCUCUACAGGCAGAAAGAGUCGGGUCGGGCCUGGUUUCUUGGCCUCAAUAAAGAGGGACAGGUCAUGAAGGGCAACAGGGUCAAAAAGACCAAACCAGCAGCACAUUUCCUGCCUAAACCCAUAGAAGUUGCGAUGUACCGAGAGCCUUCGUUACACGAUGUAGGAGAGGCAGUUCCUAAACUGGUCGGGUGCCCGCCAUCCAAAAGCACAACCACUGGACCGGUAGUCAUGAAUGGCGGCAAACCAGUCAACAAACCUGACAAGGAGGCGACAUAACCCCGCUCCCUGUUUUCACCUCGCCUGGCUGACGGGAGGCCAGGAGAAGCCACAAACUCGCCCCCACCCCCACUGCUGCGCUCUCCAAAAAAACAAAAACUGCAACAAAAAAGGUAACAAAACGAACAACAGUGGGACCACACGUCCAGCCUCACCAGGGGGGCCCGUAGAGACCACGCUGCAGUUGACGGCGGGGGGAAAAGGGGAGAAGGAAGACAGUAAAGUCAGGCUGAUGUCUGACUGAUGUUUCUGAACGAGGACAGUAGCAUGUCCUCAUCGUAUGGCAGAAAGCAGGACUUAAAAUCUAAACAAAACAAACAGAAAUCUGAAAAAAAUGACGUCCUCACCGGUAUUUUUCUGUGACAAUCUGUAAGAAUGAGGCUGUCGUCGUCCCCGCACCCUCUUUUUCCUUUUCUGUUUUUUCCUUUGCCUGGUUCGCUCGCUUGCUGGUGGCCACAGACACACAUGCACGCAGCGCAGCCUCCCCACAGAAAUCGACCACGCGUUCGGGUUCGAUCUUUGAGUAAAUAAGGAACAGAUUAAAAGCAUCAGCAAACAUUGGGCGAAGAGAACACCUUAAACCAAACACUGAUGAUUCAGAGGACGCUUAGUCAUCGAUCAAUUAAGAUUUGGCACAGGACAUUCUGUACUAAGCACACAGGGACAUGUGCUUGGAAAUUGCCGAAUGCACUAAAUACAAGGUAAACGCACCGGUUCACCUGUCCCUACUUUUGAUCACAUAAUAAAGAGAGACUUGUCAUUUAUGACCACAUAGCUUAAAGCAUGUUUGACUUCUCAGUAUUCUUUUACUAUCUGUUUCUCAGUUAUUAUUCUAAACAAACAAAGCACUAGUGAUUUUUGAGCUACACUGCUGUACAGACGUAAAUCGGAUUUGAGUUUCUACCUCUGUGUCUUACACCCCCACCCCUUUCUGUUGUUUUGGUUCCUUUACAAAUGCUAUGAUUUCCACAUCGCUGACAUAAGUGCAGCUCAGGAGAGGAGGAGGUCGGCUGAUAAAUGAAGAGUUUAGGCAUCGAGUUGCUCAAAUCAGCAUGUAGCUGAGUAUUGAAAGGAGAACGAUUUACACAAAUUCCUUGUUUGUAGCAGCACAGACAGUAUUGGAGGCAUGCUGGUGUCUAAGCAGCAUGGUAGCAGUCAGUGUUUACAUAGAGUAGCAGAUAUUCUAGGCUGGUCGGAUGGCGCUAUAAGCCUGGUAGAACUUUUAUUUAUUUAUUUUUUUCAAUUGCCUUCCCAUGUACUUGAAAACAAAAGCAGGAAUUAGGAAUACUGAACAGGGUAACUGAUGUUAAAGCCACUGUGUGUAGAACUUGAACAUCUCUCGCUUCCGACACACCGGACUACUCCAGUGUGUCGGAACCAAGGCCAGGUCUAGAUCAGGAAGUGUUGCCAAAAGCCAGUAAAAAAUAUGGAUGUAGCUUCUGGGUCUGAAAAACGAAGCAAACGCAGAAGUGCCUUAGAAACCUGUACUCUUUUUAAUGGCCAGCAGGGGGCAACUCGUCUGGUUGCAAAACGACUUCUGGCUGUAUAGAAAUCUACGGGAAAACAGGCCCUGGCUUUCUUGGUCUGUGACCCCUGUAAACACUUACCUGAUGACUUUAUGUGCUUUCAGGUCAGGCUAAAUAAAACACCAUUUUCCAUUUUGUCAAUUAUGGUCAUUUCUAGAGUUAGGAUGAUUACCCUGGUCAGCUCAUUGGCUAACAGCUGGUGAUUGCCAAGUCACUAGCCAGUGAGCAACUGAUCCAGUAAACAACAGCCAGAUCUGCGCCUUGUUGUCACCAAGACGCAGUGACGGUAAAAACAUUCAGCUUGAGGCUUUAAAGCAAGACUUUACUGAGCAUUGGGGGACGUAACAGUAGCUAAGUCCGUCUUUUAUACUGGCUUUGGUAUUGCCAAGGGUCUUUUGCAUUAGUCGAACAUUUAGAUUCUUCCGAGAAUUUAACAAAAACGCACUGUGAAGUUGGUUCAAUGAAAAAAAUUGCUAAACACAAAUUAUAAACAAUGAUACAAGUGUACUAUCAGCUAAGUAUACUGCAAGGGUCCGCUUAAGUCCAAGUGACAGACUUCUGCCAUCAAAGGGUGAAUAUGAGGCUCUGCGUUAUAAUGAACUCGUUCAGGGUUUUCGCAGGUCUUCGUGUCUUUAUUAUCAGUUUUCAUUGUGAUUUUAAAAAAAUAACCUAAACUGUAGGAUUAUAACAGUGAGUCAGUAAACAAUUAUUUAGAGUUAUUAAACACAUUUUAAAACCUCUCAACUCACACAAACAGAAAUUAGGCACAACAAAUCAGCCACUUGAGUUUUAGUCAUAAUAGCAUUAGCGGGUCCUCUUCAGUGAGCCAGCUUUAGUUUCAUAACAGAUUGUGUCUGGUCCAAGUACAAGGACUUCAAGGUUGCAAAAGGUUCAGUCAUCAUAAAAUAAAAAUUCUUGUUAUCAAAAAAAAAAAAUGGCCCUGAAAUUCAUAUUAGUCACUAGUUACCUCUGCCUCAAUGUUUAAGUGCCAUUGUAGCUGAGUCCAGAAGUUUAUUGGUUUUUAAACAUCAAGAGCCACAAAAUAACUCUGGGCUGUGUGAUGAAUGGGCUGGGAAAGAAGAUGAUGUUUGUGAAAUGUCGGGCCGACAGUAAUUACACGAACGAAGCUAAAACGAGGCACUUAUAAUUAAAAGUAAGAAAAAACCUCUCAAGUAAUUUAGCCUACGAUAUGUUUUAUAAGGCUUAUAGUGUAAUCUUUGUAAUGUAAACUCGUUAUCCGAGCGCUAACAGAUUCCAAAUAAAUGUGGUGGAAUAAGGAGAAGAAGAUUUUUCUCUGAAAUGUUUAAAGUGGGCUUGUUAAGGUUAUUUCCAGCUUUAUUUUUUUUAGCUUUGCAUGAAAUACUGUUCAAAAUAAUGCUUAUUUGCUGCCCUUUAGUUAAUCCAGUGUCUGAAGGCAGUUGUUUUAGCUCCUCCUUUAAGCCAACUUCCUUCUGAUUGGCUGCCCCUCGUUUACUGGUUCCAGAGCUGUGCGCCUGAGUUUUUGACUCCUGCGUACACUAACUUAUUUAUUUGAAGCUCCGACCGUGUUCGAUGUGAACAUACUCCACUGUAACAGCAUUUGAAUAUAACAGAUUAUAAGGAAAAGCAUGAUCGGUUCCCUUUAAGUCUAUUAAAAUAUGCAGCAUGUGUUUACCUUCCACCUCUGGUUGCAGAUCUGUGUGUCAACGCUGGAUGUGUGAAGAUCCGAGCAAACUGCCUAUCAGCGCUGCAUAAUCGGGCAGGAGAAAUGUUUGUUUUUGGCUGUUACAUUUACACACAGUGGCUUUAAAUCAGCCUGUGCAAUGGCCUUCAGAAAUCUGUGUAGUUUACUUAAAGUGUGGGAAAAAAGGUCGUUUCUUUAGAACACAAUAAAAAACCCCACCAAACAGCAUGCAUCAAUCCCAGCGUUGAAUAAAGCGGUUGUAAAAAUCGAAACACUCAAGAACGACAGUACAAGGUAGAAAAUCAAAGAGAUCAAACCAAAUAGAUUCCCCCCGCUUCGCCCUCUCACUGUGACUGUCAACAUGGCGCCAGUCUGUUCUGGGCCUGAAUCCUGUUCAGGCUGCCAGCCUUUCUGUUUACUCGUCUUUCUUGUGACGGCAACACUAGAUGCCAAUUAACUCCUCGAGAAGUUACACUAAGUAGUUGGUCACAUCGCUGAGAUCCAACACUUCAAAUUAGCGUUCAGUGACAAUGAGGCAUGCAAAUGAAUAUCUUCUGCGAGGCUCAGGAUUGCAGUGCGUCUGCUUUUAAUCAAUGAAAACAGACACUGUGCAUCUCUCUCCCUGUUGCGUUGAGUCCCAGUUUUUUGGGGGGAACAAGCGCUUUGCACGUUAAUCACGCGACUGAACCACUGUUCAGCAGCCUGCCGACACGAACCAAGCCCAAUACCUACAUCAAACGAGCGCUGGCCCCGAAUCUACGGCCUCAGCAACAGGUAUGUGUCGCCAUAGCGGACGAAACACAGAGCUGGUGUAAAAGUCGUCUCGCUGCGUUGUGCAGAAGAUCCCCUCUGUGACUGAAGAGACUGUGAAAAACACUAGACAGCUCACAGUGUUUCUAAUUUUCAGAUUUUUCUUUCCUCACAUACGCCACGUUUUUUCUCUCCUUCCCUGAUCUCAUUAGCUGUUGCCUUCAUGUUCCAGUAUGUGUGGCUGACCAGCGUUACAUAAACAUAAAUCCAGUCUAUGUGGUGAUGCAGGUGUAAUUUCUCAGCCCUUAAAUGCUGUUUUGAAAGAAAAACAUUAGUUAAAAAAAAGAAGUCUUAUUGAGCCAAAUGAAAAAAGAGAGAGAUGUUUCUUUGUCAUGUCGUGUUUCAAACUGUAAUCUUGAUACUGAAAAUCUGCAAGUACAUGUGCAGGUUAUGAGGUAAAAAAAACAAA